AUCAAACUUCUUGAAGUGGAAUACCAAAUCGUAUCCCAAGAAAUAAAAACGAGCACGGUCUCUGCAGUGAUUUUCAAGAAUCAAAACCGAACGCUCGAUAGUGUUGUGGCAAAGGUGAAUCAAAAGCUCGGUGGCGUAAAUUAUAAACUCAUGCCAUCAGUUCUUGGUUGGGGUGCAAACUGUACUGCUAACCCGCAACAGUUCAUUGGCGAAUACGUCUAUGUUGAACCUCGUCAAAAUGAUAUCGUAUGCGAUAUUAUCAAAAAACACCGUAUGGCAACCUCUAUCACUGCUCGACAUAUCAUCAUCUACUUUUCCGGUAUUCCGGAAAGAGAAUUCAGUAUGACUCGCUUGAUGUUUUGUGGUUCAAGAUACGAACCAGAUGUCACAGCUCUAGCAGUGUCAAGGGACCAUAACGAGCGCAUAUACAGAUCGAGGAUUUCUGGUAAACAUGCAGUUGAGCAGAACAUACGUGGUGGUACAGUUAUUGAUACAAAAAUUGUGUCACCAGUCAUAAACGAAUUUUAUCUCAACGCGCACUCCGCGUUUCAGGGAACUGCAAAAACCCCCAAGUACUCGCUUGUCGCAGAUAAUUCGCAGAUACCGCUUGACGCUAUCGAAGGGUUGACCUAUGGUCUCUGUUACUUGCAUGCAAUUGUCAGUUCAACAGUAGCAAUUCCAGUACCACUAGUUGUUGCUGAUCGCUUCUCUUCAAACUUAUACGAUGUCCUGUUUAACGCUGUAGGUAAUAAUGAAUCAGAAGCCAUCGAUAACUAA
Angiostrongylus costaricensis is the source of this 777-nucleotide messenger RNA. The record is from the annotation of a GenBank genome assembly. NCBI's taxonomy places the organism in Eukaryota, Metazoa, Nematoda, Chromadorea, Rhabditida, Metastrongylidae.